Molecule: messenger RNA, 1254 nt
Organism: Rhipicephalus sanguineus (brown dog tick)
Lineage: Eukaryota; Metazoa; Arthropoda; Arachnida; Ixodida; Ixodidae
Product: inosine-5'-monophosphate dehydrogenase 1-like
Exons: 1
Biological process (GO): GTP biosynthetic process
Cellular component (GO): cytoplasm
Molecular function (GO): IMP dehydrogenase activity
Source: RefSeq, a predicted model, not a curated record
GCGGAGCGACAAGCCGAAGAGGUGAGGCGCGUGAAGAGAUACCAGCACGGCUUCAUCAACGACCCGAUCGUCCUGAGUCCCGACAAGUGCGUGGCCGACGUGGUUGCCGUGAAGAAGACGCGCGGAUUCACCGGCGUCCCCAUCACCGACACCGGCGCGCUGGGCGGCAAGCUUAUCGGUAUGGUCACCGCCAGGGACAUCGACUUCCUUCCCCCGGACAAGCACGACACGCGCCUUGCCGAGGUGAUGACGUCGCUGGAGAACCUGGUCGUGGCGCCCUCCAAUAUCACCCUGAAAGAGGCCGAAGCCCUGCUCCAGAAGAGCAAGAAGGGCAAACUUCCUCUGGUGAACGAGCAGGGCGAGUUGGUGUCGCUCAUUUCUCGCACAGACAUGAAGAAGCGCCGCGGAUACCCGCUGGCUUCGGACGACGAGAACAAGCAGUUGCUGGUCGGGGCGGCUCUCGGAACCCGGGAGGCAGAUAAGCAGCGCCUCGAGCUCUUGGUCGAAGCCGGCGUGGACGUCGUCGUUCUGGACUCCUCGCAGGGCAACUCCAUCUACCAGAUCACCAUGCUGAAAUACAUCAAGAGCAAGUACCCGAACCUACAGGUCAUCGGCGGCAACGUCGUCACCUCUCCUCAGGCGAAGAACCUCAUCGACGCUGGCGUCGACGGGCUUCGCGUUGGCAUGGGUUGCGGCUCCAUCUGCAUCACCCAGGAAGUGCUGGCGUGCGGGAGGCCACAAGCCACGGCCGUGUACAAGGUGGCCGAUUACGCGAGGAGGUUCGGGGUGCCAGUCAUCGCGGACGGCGGCCUCAGAUGUCUGGGCCACAUCGUCAAGGCGUUGGCGCUGGGUGCUUCCACUGUCAUGAUGGGCGCUAUGCUGGCCGGCACGACCGAGGCGCCCGGCGAAUACUUCUUCGCCGAUGGGGCGCGUCUCAAGAAGUACCGCGGCAUGGGAUCCCUGGAGGCGUUGACCAGCGUCAAAGAUAGCGGGAGCCUCGACCGCUACCACCAAACCGGACGAGACAAGGUGCUCUUGGCACAGGGAGUGACGGGCAACGUUGUGGACCGUGGAUCGGUCCAUCGGUACGUGCCGCACCUCAUCACUGGCAUCAGGCUGGGCUGCCAAGACAUCGGGGCACGCAGCUUGGACGCGCUCAGGACGAAUAUGUACUCGGGCGACGUCAAGUUUGAAAAGAGAUCGACCUCUGCUCAGGCUGAGGGUAGAGUGCAUGACUUGAACUCGUAUGUAUGA